Molecule: messenger RNA, 1134 nt
Organism: Lotus japonicus
Lineage: Eukaryota; Viridiplantae; Streptophyta; Magnoliopsida; Fabales; Fabaceae
Product: PLASMODESMATA CALLOSE-BINDING PROTEIN 3-like
Exons: 4
Coding region: 181-825 (214 amino acids)
Source: RefSeq, a predicted model, not a curated record
UCCACUCUUCUCUAUGCUAUAUUUUGUCCUGUUACUCUCAUCUGAUCUCACAUUGUCUGUCACGCACCACUCUCAUCUCUUCUCUCUCUCACAAGUCUGAACCUAGCUGAGCUGUACCACGUUUUUAUCCAGAAACACCAUUGCCGCCUCUCCUAACCCUUCUCUGUUCUUACCCUUAACAUGGCAGCUCUUGCUCUUGUAGUGCUUCUUCUGGCCACUCACUUCCAUUCCAAUCUUGCUGCAAAUGCUGCUACUUGGUGCAUUUGCAAGGAUGCAAGCGAUGCAAUCCUGCAGAAGACAUUGGAUUAUGCUUGUGGAGCUGGUGCUGAUUGCAACCCACUCCAUACAAACGGGCCUUGUUUCCAACCAAACACUGUCAGAGCUCAUUGCAGCUAUGCAGUGAAUAGCUUUUUCCAGAAGAAAGGUCAAGGACAAGGGACCUGUGACUUUGCAGGAACAGCCACUGCUAUUACAUCUAACCCCAGCAUUGGUAGUUGUGUCUACCCUUCAAGCGCUAGCGCUUCUGGCACUAGUACAACCCCAGUGACAACUACACCAUCCUUGGGCACUACCCCUUCUUCCACAGGCACUCCAUCAACAACCACAGGCACUCCAUCAACAACCAUUGGUAUUCCAUCAACAACCACUGGCACCACUCCAUAUAGCACAACUCCUGGGGUGUUAGGUGGGAUUGGCACUGGUAUGGGGCCUUCUGGAACUGGCAUUGAUGACAGUCAUGGCGGGCUUAGACUUUUGGACAUUGCUUUGUUCUCUCCAUUCUCAAUCACCCUCUUCUAUGGCUUGAUAAUGCUUUUGUGGGCUUGAGAAGAAAAUUGACCAUGAAUGUGGCCUGUUACUGUACCAAUGAAUGUGUUGUUUUUUAGGUAUUGGACUUUGAGUCUUGAGAUGUUAGCUUUUGCUUAUUUUAUUUUAUUUUUCUCCACCUCCAUCCAGUUCAUGGGUUUAAAGAGAUGGGCUUUUGAUUAGUUAUUUAAUUUGAUUAGAAUUUGGCAACUCAUGUUCUUAGGUUCCUUGUUAGUUAGUAUGGAGAAGUACAGAAAAUAUUAAUAUUGUCAAUGAGAAGGAACUGAGGAGACACCUCUUUAUCUAUCAACUAGUUGGAGGUUUCUAGAA